Messenger RNA from Conger conger (European conger), 723 nucleotides. It is a transcript of the gene ccl20l, whose product is annotated as C-C motif chemokine 20-like. Gene Ontology annotation, cellular component: extracellular region. Gene Ontology annotation, biological process: cellular response to type II interferon; chemokine-mediated signaling pathway; immune response. Lineage: Eukaryota; Metazoa; Chordata; Actinopteri; Anguilliformes; Congridae. Bases 72 to 410 code for a protein of 112 amino acids. The transcript has 4 exons. The record is from RefSeq and is a predicted model, not a curated record. Gene Ontology annotation, molecular function: chemokine activity; CCR chemokine receptor binding.
CCAGUGCGGUAUAUAAACACGCCCAGCAGGAGUUGGCGUUCACCUCGACGAGAUCGGUCUUCGUCAGCGCGAUGUUCGAGUGCCGCCCGAUCUUCGCCGUCCUCCUGGGAGUCCUCCUCAGCAUUCCCAGUCACAACGCCGCAUUUGGCCCCCUGAAACAUGCUUGCUGUGUAAAGUACACUGUCAAGCCCUUGCCGUUCGGUUCAAUCAAGGGCUUUGUGGAGCAGAGCUCCAGAGAGAUCUGCCGCAUUGAUGCCAUCAUAUUCUUCACCAUUCGUGAUAAGAAGGUCUGUGCCAGUGCUGAAGAUGAGUGGGUGAAGAGAUACCUCUUGCGUCUCAGUUCUAAACUGAAGACACUGGUAUCCAAUUCGGACCUCAAAUCCACAAAUGGCAGCGGAAAUAUUAACUAAUGCUAAUGAGAUUCUUAGCAUGCUACAUGCAUAUGGCUUUCGUGUUCCUCUCUGCUUACGCUCACAGCAUUAUAGCUCAGUAAUAUGGUACGGAUGCAGUACAGUAAUACGCAGAAUAGUAAAAUGCACCUUUUGCUUAUAUAAAUAGAACAUGCAGGGCUAUGGCAGAUGUAGUUUUUCUUGUCAUUCUCUUUUAAACAUAAGCUGAUGAAUUAGGCAUUAAUCUACUUUGCAUUAUUCAAUAAAAUAAGUCACAAAUAAUAUGCCUGUCUUGCUUUCUUGUGUAACAAAAUAAAUUGAUAUUAAAGAGUGA